Boleophthalmus pectinirostris (great blue-spotted mudskipper) is the source of this 6828-nucleotide messenger RNA. RefSeq lists its product as uncharacterized. The record is from RefSeq and is a predicted model, not a curated record. The coding region runs from base 175 to 5826 and encodes 1883 amino acids. The transcript has 24 exons. Lineage: Eukaryota; Metazoa; Chordata; Actinopteri; Gobiiformes; Gobiidae.
GCUCAGGAGACGUUCCUGGUGAAAGAUGGCGGAAAGAGGAGAUGGUACGGAGCGGCGUAAUGUUCGACUUCUGGACUUGUCUACUUUUUAAUAUAACUGUACCGCUGUCAUACAAGCGCGUAAUCUAAGAGUCCGACAAAGUUUUCUGGAAAUGAUCGGCAGCUGAAAUCGACAAUGAGCCAACGCGUUGGAGGCGUGUGGACCCAGCCGCAGUCCAACGAGCCCUCCCCGAUCUUUCCCGCUGAUCACGUCCUGUUUUCCGGAGCUGUUUUAUUCCCCGGGGCUUUCGAUCAGCUGGGCUGUCCUCUGGUAAUAUUCCCAGUAGCUGGACAGACUCCGCUCUCUGCAGCACUCAGUAAGGCAGAGGUGGUGGACUUCAUCAGCUACUGCCUUUCACAGCACAAUAAAACACAGAAGAGUAGUUUGGUGUCAGUCGUGGCAGAUCUCAGAGAAGCAUCUGCUGCUUCGACGCGGUUCAUUGCAGAGACGCUGCUCCUGCUUGAGGAACAGAAAAGAACAGUCCACACUGCAUAUAUAGUUCAGCCAAAGAGAAAAGAUGUGCUUCGGAUGUUGGGCAAACUGUGGAGCCCGUCCAAAUCACAGCCUGCUACUUUUAAUAAAGUUCUUCUCAAAGAGGUCUUUGAACUGUCAAAUUACAUCGACAGAAGUCAGUUGAUGGCCUCGUUGGGAGGAUACCUUGUUUACUGUCACCAGAGCUGGGCGGUCUUCACCAAGGAGAUGGAUGCAUUUGAGGAGCACUUUGGUUCAGUUGUGAAGCGGUUGCCAGGGUGUCUCUCCUCUGUCCAGGCCUUGUCUACACGGCCUCUGCCCAACUCUGUCCCUGAGCUCCAGCUCUUCUGCUCUUCCAUUGAGACUCACUUUCAACAGCUCCAGAGGGAGCUGGGCCUUGAUGAUCUACUUAAACACUGCAAACUUCUGGUGGAGAAACUAAGAUCGCCUGAUCUUGACCCCCACUUUCAGGCCAUGGCAGGCACUGCACUUUUCACCCUACACUUCUCCAGCAUGCUACAGUACCACCGCAGGAUCACUGCGACAGUGCAGAAAGUGGAGCUCUUGUGGCAGGAGGUUUUUUCCAAAGCUCGGCUCCAGUUACAUGUGCUACAGAUGAGAGAAGCUGCUCUGCAGAUUACAGAGCAGAUUGAGAGUCUUCUCCAGCACAAGCUUCAGCCCUACAACAUCCACAUGGCAAGAGAUGGAACUGAAGCUGAUCAGCUGACCUCAGAAUUCCACUCUUCAGUCUACACUCCAGCCAUGUCUUUGGUGGUUGCUGCUGAAGAGGUGGUGUGUACUUUAACAGAGCAGAUGAGCAAUGCUCUGGGCAGAGAACGCUGGCUGCUGGACCUGCACAGGCUCAAAGACAAGCUUCACUCAACGGUGCAUUUGACUUUACAAACAUUACAGGCUGUGUUCAAAUACCAUCUAUUUUACAACAAGGCUCACGGCUGGUAUAAAUCGGUCCUAUCAGAGAACUACUUACAGGAGUUACUUUCUCAAGUGGACAGGCCGAGGAGGAGUUGGGGUACACUCCCUGCAUGGAGGAAGAGGCUCUUUGCUUUCCUGAAAAAUAGUCCCCCUCCAGACAUGGAGGAACUGGUUCAUCUGGCCCAUCUUUCUCAAGUCAUCCCUGACAAACGACUCCAACAGGAGGGCAGACAAUUGUCUCAUCGAUGCAUGAUCUUGAGACGGAUGAUCAUGUCCUCUGAGCCUGUGCCAAUAGCUCAAAUCCAAGUGGCACUGCAGUGGCAGUAUGAGCUCCUACAGAGUUCACUGGUCAAACAGAGGGAACACUCCUCUCCCAUUGACACUGAGCCUGACCUGCACUUCCAAGAGGCUAACCCCAGGACAGCAACCCAUAGAGACAGUAGAGUGAACCUCCUUGGACUUGUCACCACAACAGAAGGGAAACAGUCGUCUCACAGUUCAUUUGACUCAGGAUUUGAAGGAGCUGGAAGCAGCAGGUUAGAAGGGCAUACUGUGGCUCCGGACUUUGUAAAACAGACAGUGAAUCAGCCCCAGAUCCAGGAGGACACUGCGUCUACCCUCUCUGAUUCUGGCGGGUUUGGAUCACUUGGAAACUCAUCUAGAGCCAGUGUCAACAUUGCUCCUAAAGCAACCCUAAAUUCUCUUGACUUUGAAAUAAAAGUGAAACGGUCAGCUGCACAUCCCACCAACCCAUGGCUGAGUUUACCAGAUGAUGACCUGGAGAACUCCUACACUGUGACCAUCACACCAAAGCCAUCACUAGAGCAGAAAGACUCUUGCUUUAGCUUCAAUAGUCAAAAGAACAAAGAACUCUGUCCUGGGAGUCCUGCAGCCCAUCCCACUGCCUGGGCACUGCACACCCAGAGCAGCCUGGAGGACUCUGAACUCAGCCCCAUGACACAUGUCCUGUCCAGUACGGUCACAGAGCCCACAGACCAGGCCACAGGGGAGCCUUCUAUGCUUUGGGACUCCUACGACCUCCAUGAACAAUACCUGGAUUCAACAGAGGGUGUGAGUGCUCCGUUGAAAGAUUGGGACAUAAAGGAGGAGGAGAACUUGACGGAGGUGGAGAGGACUCUUGAGCGGACGGACAAGAUCCUAACAGAGGAGGAGUGUGUCCUGGCACAAGAGGUUCAGCUGGAUGUUCUGCUGCGGUCAGAAGUUGAGCCAUAUCCCUGGCUGGCCUGGAACAACCAGAUGUCCUUGAAUGAAUUGUCAAAAGGCAAUGUUGUGGACCUUGAUCAGUUUGGUGCAAAGUCCCAGUUUGAAACCGACUUAAAUCUACAGCCUGCAGACUGGAGAGCCAAACCAGACCUACUCACAGAGCUCAAAGAGGUUCAUGCUCUGGACCAGAAGAUCUUGGAGGAGAAUUUCAAAAUCAAUCAGCUCAGGCAAGAAGAUUGUCUAGAGGAAGUGGUACAGAGGAAUUCUGACAGGCUGAAUGUGCAGAAUGUCAGGAUGCAGCUCACAGAAGAAAAACUAGAGCAGAAAACGUCAGAGAAUAAGUCUGUGAGAAAUUGUCAAGUAAAGAAACCCAAAGAGCGAGCUACCAGAGUCAUCAGAUGUUCCAUAAUGUCCAGAACAGACAGUGAAGAAGACAGAGCCCUCUGUAAUGAGGCACUGUCGGUGCAAAGCUGCUCAGAGGUGUCACACUCAAAAGAUGAGCUUAGACAGUCCUGCUCUUCUGAUCCAACCCAGUCUAAGAAAACUUGCAUGAAAUUGCAAGACAAUACUACCCAUUCUCCCAGUGAGCCUCCUGUCUCUAACAAAAUGGUCUCAUCCAGAAAUCCUGCUCAGUCCCCUUCUGAUGUGGGUGUUACUCCAGACUGCACAGUGGACAGAGAGGUAGAGCCAGGAAUUGAAAGAGGGGCAUGUUCCCAGCCCAUACCAAAGCCAAGAAAAAAAACACUUUCUCUAAAAAAACAGACAAACCAACACAGCACUCAUCGCUCUAAAUAUGGAAGCACACUCCCUGUGGAUACUAUGGAUGCAUAUGCAUCCUCUGUAAAUACUGAGGAAGCGAGUACACCUACUGUUGACAAAUUAAACCUUGUAGGGAGGACCUCUGGUCUCACGUCUGGAGACUUGCCCGCUGAGGGCACUGAGAGCGGAGGUGUGCUCGCUGAGAACACUGAGGGAGAAGGGGUGCCCACUGAGGGCAGAGGAAGUACACGCACUGAUACUGAGGACAGAAGUAUACCCGCUGAGGGUGGAGAGGUACCCACUGAGGGUGGAAGUAGUACAACCGCUAAGGACACUGAGGGCAGAAGAAGUAUACCUGCUGAGGGUGGAGGGAUGCCCACUGAGGACACUGAGGGCAAAGAAGGGAUGCCCACUGAGGACACUGAGGGCAGAGGAAGAACACCUGCUGAGGACAGUGAGAGCGGAGAUGUUCCCGCUGAGAACACUGAGGGAGUAGGGGUGCCCACUGAGAGCAGAGGAAGUACACCCACUAACGACACUGAGGGCAGAAGUAUACUCACUGAGAGUGGAGGGGUGCCCACUGAGGACACUGAGGGCAGAGGAAGAACACCCACUGAGGACAAUGAGGGCAGAAGAAUAUCCACUGAGGGUGGAGGUAGUACACCCACUGAUGACACUGAGGGCAGAAGAAGUAUACCUGCUGAAGGCGGAGGGGUGCCCACUGAGGCCACUGAGGGUAGAGGAAGUACAACCACUGAGGACACUGAGGGCAGAGAAGGAACACCCGCUGAGGACACUGAGAGCGGAGGUGUGCCCGCUGAGAACACUGAGGUAGGGGUGCCCACUGAGAGCAGAGGAAGUAUACCCGCUGAGGGUGGAGGAGGGGUACCCACUGAGGACACUAAGGGUGGAGGAAAUACAACCGCUGAGCGUAGAGGAAGGGUACCCACAGAGGAUAUUGAGAAUGGCAAACUGCCCACUGAGGAGACUAGAGACGUGGGUGAAUCUUCAUCCCUGGAUCCAAAGCUGCACGGAAAUCACAACAAUAACAACAAUAGGCUACAGCCUGAGGUUGGAAAACAAGAGACGCACUCUGACGAUUACUCUGAUCAGACUAAAUACUUCAACACACUGGCAGCCAAUUCAUGUGAUCUUGGGAUAGUGCUCCCUAUCUGUACUCCUCUGUACAAUGAUGAAAAAAGGGAAGAAGUGAAGUGGUCAGAGGAGAUUUAUAUCCCAAUGAUACAGGACCAACUCAACAUCAACACCACUCUGCCUUCAGACCUUGGCACCUCGAUCAUCCUGGACACAGGAUCAGGUUUGAUGAAAGCUGGAUUUGCAGAUGAGGACCUUCCAAGUGUUUUAUUUCCAACAAUAAUUGGUGUGCCAAAAUAUGAGGAGAUAAUGAAUAGCAGCUCAGUAAAGGAUACAUAUGUGGGACAUGAAGCUCAGCAUAUGAGGGGGGUCCUGGCUCUGAGACAUCCCAUCAAAAAUGGCAUCAUUGGUAACUGGGACGACAUGCAGAGGAUUUGGCAGCACACGUUUGAUCUUUUGCGUGUGGACCCGGGCGAGCACCCAGUCCUGCUGACUGAGGCUCCUAUGAACCCACUAGAGAACAAACAACGUGCAAUGGAGAUCAUGUUUGAGUUCUUUGGAGUUCCCUACAGUUAUGUUGCGAUGCAGGCAAUGCUGGCACUGUAUGCUGCUGGCAGGACAACAGGUGUGGUGCUGGAUUCUGGGGAUGGAGUAACCCACAGUGUCCCAGUGUAUGAAGGGUAUGUUCUGCCUCAUGCGGUGCAGCGCUUCCCUCUGGCUGGAGCAGAUGUAACGGCACACCUCACAAAGCUGCUUCAGGAGCAGGGCGUGUGCAUGAGGACCACAGCAGAGCAGGAGAUAGUCCGUGAAAUGAAGGAGAAGUGCUGCUGUGUGUCUCUCAAUUACGAAGUGGAGCUGCAUGACAGUGGGUCCUAUGGGGAGGCGAGCUACACGAUGCCAGAUGGAAAGAUUGUGACACUGGGCUCAGAGCGAAUAAGAGCUCCAGAGAUCCUGUUCAAACCUGAUCUUAUUGGCCGGGAUCACUAUGGCCUCCAUGAAAGUGUGUACAAAUCUAUCCUGAAUUGUGACUUGGACCUGCGGCGGGACUUCCUGGGAAAUGUUGUUCUGUCAGGAGGGAACACUCUUCUCCCUGGUCUCCCUGAGCGGCUGGAGUCCGAACUAAGUGUCCUGGUGCCCUGUGAGCCGCACUCUUCUGUGCGGGUCUGCAGCCCCUCUAACAGGGACUUUUCUGUAUGGUGUGGAGGGACAGUUCUGGCCAACUUGCCAACCUUCAAUGGGCUGUGGAUCAGCCAGAGUGAGUAUGAGGAAUAUGGGCCACAGAUAGUCCACAGGAAGUGUUUCUGAGCUGUAUAUUAAAGUAUCCUCAAAUGAAAUAUAUGGUGCCCAGCCUGGGAAAAUAUAUAUAUAUAGAUAUAUGUGAAUAUUUAAGUUAUUUGCCCACAGCUGCUGUUGUGUGUCCCUGUGUGUGUGGUCCUGUCACUUUUUAUGUUAUAAAUGUAUAUAUGUUUUCUUUUUCUAAUAUUAUAUAAGAUUGGUUGAAGCUGGCCUUUAAGUGAAUCGGGCCAAGACCUUUUUACAUAAUAAUUUAAGGUCACAAGUAAGCCAUCUAAAGCAUAAAUAAUCUAAUAUAACCUUUAUAUGAAGGAAGGAUAAUUGGGGCUUCCAGACCCCUGUUGUAUGUGAAUCUGAUGAGAGCUGACUGAGCGGUGUUGGACUUUUUGUGGUACAUUGUUCAAGGGUUUUAUAAUAUAUAUUUUUUUAUUUAUAUUUUUAAUGUGUCUCAACUGUCAUUCCAUUUGAAACCUGGAGGCACAAUCUACAACUAUCUGGGUCAAUUAUGUAAAACUAUGAAUGGAAAAAGGUGACAUUGAAGGUGCGUGCGUACAUCUUCAGUCAACAGCUGUGAGUGCUGCUGCUGCUCAUCUGCAUCAUUGGGAGUGAGGGCUUGCAGUGUGUGUUUUUUAUUUUGUUGUUAAUCCGUUUGCAAAUUAUCCAUUUGUAAAUCUGUAAAUAAGGCACGAUGAUGCACAGUAGUGUUUAACAGUCUAGUUGCUGCCAAAGUGAACUGAAAUGGUUCCUUGUCCCUGUGUUCAUUGCCAGUGUAUAUAUGUAUAUAUAUCUUUAUUCAAUAUGUUGUAAAUAUGUAUAUAUAUCUUUAUUCAAUAUGUUGUAAAUAUUCAUGUAUACUUUUGUGGUUUGCUGAAUAAUAUUGCUUUUGCUGGUGUAUAUUCUUUGUAAGUGUUGUAAGAACACAGGGUUGACAAAUAUUAAGUCAUGUAACCUUUGACCUACAGUGUUGCACCUUGCUUGCCCUUGGACUUCAGAUGUAAAUGUACUGUACCAGUC